Messenger RNA from Physeter macrocephalus (sperm whale), 4662 nucleotides. It is a transcript of the gene ZNF623, whose product is annotated as zinc finger protein 623. The coding region runs from base 874 to 2358 and encodes 494 amino acids. Lineage: Eukaryota; Metazoa; Chordata; Mammalia; Artiodactyla; Physeteridae. Gene Ontology annotation, molecular function: DNA-binding transcription factor activity; RNA polymerase II cis-regulatory region sequence-specific DNA binding. The transcript has 3 exons. Gene Ontology annotation, biological process: regulation of transcription by RNA polymerase II. The record is from RefSeq and is a predicted model, not a curated record.
CGUGCGGGCGGCCGUGCGGGCUUUGUCAGCAGGCCAGCGGGGCGGGCGGCCAGCGGUCCGCGUGCAGGGCGCGCGCUGUCCUCUCGCCGCUGGGGGCCGGGGGUCACACACCCAAGCCGUAGAGCCUCCAGCUUCAGCGUCUGUGUCGCAGUUCUCAAGCCCACCAGCCCUUCGGAGGUGGCCUGGCGGGGGAUGGGGGGCACAGGUGCGGCUAGUACUACUGUUUUGCUCUAAGCCUGCCUCCUCUCCCAGGAGCCCAAGGGAGCUCUCCAAAUGAUGCUGGGGAAGUGGCCGGGGCCUCGAGCUUCUUUGUGCUGGAGGAGAUGCAGAGCCGGCACCUCUGUCCUGGCGGGGGUAGAGGUGAUGAACAGGAUCCCCUCCAGCCCUGGUCCCGAAGGAGAACUCCCAGGUGGGGAGAGGUGAUGGGCUGCGCUGUCCCAGCUCUUCCCUGAAGGCUCCCUUUUUAGAGUCGUAUCUGAACCCGGUGGCCGUCUCUGCUGAUGUCCUGGACGUCGUACCCCCUCAUGCAGUGGCUGCAUGGUAGUCAUGGGAUCUUCAGGGCCUGAGUAGCAUGCCUGUGGUUUCCCAGGAAUGUUAGCUGGAGGCCAGUUUGAACUCAGGCAGUUUGUCUGUAGAGCUCAUCACUCUGCAGUAGCCGUUCUGCAGCACAUCCUUUCCCCGAGCUCCAGUCCCAAUGAAUGACAGAAAUGUCUUUUGCCCACCUAGGGUCUGAGAGAUGCCAAUCAAACCGAGUCUUCAGGCGAUACCUUGCUCCUGUCCACAGAGACGGACUGGUGACUAGAAGGUGACUCCGGAGCCUGAAUUUCUGAGCAUGGAAAUCUGCAGAAGACAGUGUCCGAAGCCCUCACGGUGAUGGAGCUCGCUGCCCCUGUGCCUGGCGGGGCCCCUGAACCCAGAUUAGGGGGGCUGUUGGGAAACCUGGACGGGCAGAGCCUGCGGAGCUGCCCCUCCCAGGAGGGGGGUUUCAAGCAGGUGACAGUUACCCACUGGAAGAUCCAAACAGGAGAGGCAGCGCAGGUGGGCAGUAAGUCAGGAGGAAGCCCCGUCCUGAGCUCAAACCUCCUCCUGCUUCAGAGAGAGCUGAUCGGAGGGGAGGCCCACCAGCGCGAGGCUUGCGGAAGCUUCCCAUUUAAUUCGGACCUGGUCAGACAUCAGGUUUCUCAGGCUGGGGAGAAAUCUCACAGACGUGAUGAGUGUGGGAGGGGCUUCGGCCAGAGCUCCCACCUCGUGGAGCAUCCGCGCGCUCACGGCGGAGACAGACUCUACGUGUGUAACGCGUGUGGGAAAGACUUCGUUCUCUAUGCGGAUCUUGUGGCGCAUCAGAAAGCGCACGCGGGAGAAAGGCCCUUCAAGUGCGCUCAGUGUGGGAAGGCGUUCUGUCACAGCUCAGACCUGAUCCGCCACCAGCGCGUCCACACCCGGGAGCGACCUUUCGAGUGCAAGGAAUGCGGGAAAGGCUUCAGUCAGAGCUCGCUGCUCAUCCGGCACCAGAGGAUCCACACUGGGGAGAGGCCCUACGAGUGCAACGAGUGCGGCAAGGCCUUCAUCCGGAGCUCCAGCCUCAUCCGGCAUUACCAGGUCCACACGGAGGUGAGGCAGUACGAGUGUGAGGAGUGCAGGAAGGCCUUCCGCCACCGCUCGGACCUCAUCGAGCACCAGAGGAUCCACACUGGGGAGAGGCCCUACGAGUGCAACGAGUGCGGCAAGGCCUUCAUCCGGAGCUCGAAGCUCAUCCAGCACCAGAGGAUCCACACUGGAGAGAGGCCUUACGUGUGCAACGAGUGCGGGAAGCGUUUCAGCCAGACGUCGAACUUCACUCAGCAUCAGAGGAUCCACACUGGAGAGAAGCUCUAUGAAUGUAACGAGUGCGGGAAAGCGUUCUUUCUGAGUUCAUACCUUAUUCGACACCAGAAGAUCCACACUGGAGAGAGGGUGUACGAGUGUAAGGAAUGUGGGAAAGCUUUUCUCCAGAAAGCCCACCUCACUGAGCAUCAGAAGAUCCACACUGGGGACAGGCCCUUCGCCUGUAAGGACUGUGGGAAAGCCUUCAUUCAGAGCUCCAAGCUCCUCCUACACCAGGUUAUUCACACUGGAGAGAAGCCCUAUGUAUGUAGUUACUGUGGGAAAGGCUUUAUUCAGAGGUCAAACUUCCUUCAGCACCAGAAAAUUCAUGCUGAAGACAAACUCUAUGAAUGUAGUCAGUAUGGGACAGAGUUCACCUCAACUCCAAACUUUAAAGGCAGUCAAGAGGUUCACCAAGAGGGACUUCCCUUGAGUCAGACCCCCAUACAUUUGGGUGAGAAGUAUGUAGGUCAGGGGGAACACACAGACUUGUAACUAUACUCCAACUCACUGAGUGAUACUCGAAGCAAGUGGUGUGAGCCCUAAGUCAUGCGGCUUUGGACGUGUCACCAUUUCCCAGAGUCACCGGCAGGGCUGCCUCUGGAGUGGGCUGCCACCUCCCACUAGGCUGCCCAGCCGGCCCGCCGUCUUCCUCCCCUGCUGGGAGCACGUGCCCUCGGGAGAGCCACGUGACUGGACAGCUUACCUGGAGCUGGACCAGCGUGGGGGGAGGAGCUCGGCCUCGGGAGAAGGUUCUUCUGUUUCAUUGCACAAUUACAAUUCACCCCAGAGUUAAAUCCCUUCUAAAGUAGAAUUAUGUAUCUAAUCACAUCACUUUAAAAGAGUAUUCCUUAGCAUAUUUUGAUCUAUCAGAAAGGCAAGUUGGAGAAACAUCCUUUCUCAUCUAAAACCACAAAUUGGUUCCCUGUCGUCCUUAGCAUAAGUUCCAAUCUCCCCAUCCUGCAUCCGAAGGCCUUUUGCUUCCUGCGGCCUCUUCUCCCGCCGGUUAACUCCCUGCCGCACCGUUGGCACUGCGGCAGCACUAACUGCUGGACGUCCCCACUUAGCCAGGCCGCUCCUGCCUCCUUGCCUCCGUCCUGGUUGGAAUGCCCCCUCUCCUCACCCGGCUGACUCUCGGCUCAGCCCGCUGCCCUCUGCUUCCGUUCCUCGGUGGUCCUUCACCUCUGUACUGCACUUAUUACUCUGAUAUGUCAAAAUCGUGUUUCGGAUCCUCUCUCUUUCCUUGUUACAGUGUUAAUUCGUGGAGCACAGUGAGCGUAUCUGACUGAUUUAUGUGUCCCUGGCGUCUAGAGCAAGGCAGUAAAGAGCACACCCCAGUCCCUGUGUACUUGGUUUGUCUUCUCUAUACUGCUGUUUAAAAUGUUUUUGGAUGCUCUUUUUGUUGUUGCUGUUUUGUGUAAUCUGCUGGUCUGUCGGAAGUACCUCCUCUCGGCCCUGCUGGCGUCUUCGGCUCAAACUGCGUUCAGCACUUGCAGGCAGUAGCCAGAGUAAGAUGGCGCCCCUUGUGUUUUUGCCUUCACAGCUUGUCCAUGACUGUCCACUUGCUCUGGGGGAGGCUUGUCCUCAGUCAGUCGUCUGUGUAUCUUUCUAAUUCAUUCAAAGGGCACGCGGUCCUGGUGCGCUACAUGGCUUUUCCUGUCUCAGCCAUUCCAUGAUUGAGCCCAACUUCUUCCCCUUUCCCUGCUCUCUGGCUCACUUUGUCAUUGAUUUGAAAAUGUAAUUAUCUAAAAGGACCAGUGCUAAAUACUGGGAAACCGAGACGAAUGAGACACCAUCUGUCCUGAAGUUGUCCGGAGUCUGAUGGGGGAGGCAGGAAGGUCACAGUACGCUGAGUUAAGUGUUGAAGUGUGUUCCCAGUUGUGCAGGAGCAUAGGUAAGGAGGUGACUAAUUUGGCACGGGGCAAGUGGGACGGCUUCACAGAGGAGGUGACAGCAGACUGGUCUACAGAGAUAAGUAGACAUUUGUCAGCUAGAGCAGAGGAUGAUCUGGGAGGGAAUCUGGAGAAACGGAAGGACUGGCGGAUCCCUCUCUGGGUAGGGCUGUUCAAAAGCAGGCCAGUUUUAUUACACAGCAGAACUGUUAGUCGUUCCCUCUGAAUUUCUUUCAUCUGAACAUUAACAAAACAACCAGCUUUGAAAUGCUGUGAUAAUGGAUUGCCCACGAGGGCGUAUCUUGAGUUCUUAAACUCCAGCAGCCCUAGAAGCCAUGAGGGGGUAAAUAAUUCAAAAAGAGCACACAGUACUCCAUCUUGUGGAAGACUCACCAUUACUGGAGAUGUUUCAAAUGGUAUAGAAGCAGAUAUUACCAGACCAUUUUAACCAACUUUGGUUGAGGUCCAGUUGCCAUACAGUAAAACACCUAUUUUAAGUGGAUAGAAUUUUGACAAAUCCAUACGCCUGUGUAACCAUCAUCAUGAUCAAGAGUAACAUUUCUGUCACCCCAAAAUGUUCCCUUUUGUCCUUUCCCAGUUAGUCCCACCUCAGGCCCAAGUAACCACUUUCUGUUAGUGUGGAUUUGUUAUGCCUGUUCCAGGACUUCAUAUAAACGGAUUCAUAUGGCAUGUGAUCCUGUGUGAUCCAAACUUCGUUCACUUUGGCAUGUUUUAAAGACUCAGCUGAGUAGUUCUGUGUUUCCAUAGCUCUUUUUCUUUGUGAGUAGUGUUCCAUUGUGUGGGUAAGCAUCAUUUAUUAUUCAUUCAUCUGUUGAUGGAAAUUUGGGUUUCCAGCUUUGGCUGUUAUGAAUAAAACUGCUAUGAGCAUUUCCGUAAAAGUAUUUAU